Messenger RNA from Cryptomeria japonica (Japanese cedar), 2352 nucleotides. RefSeq names its product LEAF RUST 10 DISEASE-RESISTANCE LOCUS RECEPTOR-LIKE PROTEIN KINASE-like 1.2. Gene Ontology annotation, biological process: protein phosphorylation. Lineage: Eukaryota; Viridiplantae; Streptophyta; Pinopsida; Cupressales; Cupressaceae. Gene Ontology annotation, molecular function: ATP binding; polysaccharide binding; protein kinase activity. The record is from RefSeq and is a predicted model, not a curated record. The coding region runs from base 169 to 2115 and encodes 648 amino acids. The transcript has 3 exons.
UCUUGAAGCUCGUUUUGUUUUAUUAGGGAAAAAAAGUCAUGAAAUAGAUUCCGAACCUUCUAAAAGGUAAUAUACUGCAACGAGAAGAACCCUAAAUCCCUCUUUCAAAUAUUAGCUGUUUUCAUUGUAAUGAGAUACCUCUGCAAUUAGUGAAUUCGGUCAAAAUCAAUGCCCAUGGCUCCAAUUCUUGCCCUUUUUACUUCAAUACAAUCACCCGUCCAUCAUUCUGUGUCUCGUUUAAAUCUACUCUAUACCUUCAUUGCGUAUACCCUUUUAAUCCCUUGUUCGCUAUGCGCAGACCUCAGUUAUACAAACUGCGAAAGCAAUCAAACAUGUGGCGGUAUAAAAAUCCCAUAUCCUUUUGGUUUAAGGGAAAGUGGAUGUGGUCUGCCAGACUUACAAGUCGACUGUGAAGAUAAGGGACAUUUGGUAAUCAAAAUUGGAAACCAGAGGUACACAAUCUUAAACUUUUUUCCAGAUAAUCAGACGUCAACAAUUACUGAGGACACGAGUUUCCAAAAUUGUUCAUUUUCAUAUAAUCUCAACGAAGAUGCAAUCCAAGACGGGGGUCUCUUCGAUCAAAUCCAACGACAUAACAUCAGUCUACAAGUUCUUGUGUGCGAUUUGCAAUGUGUAGCUCUACUACCUGGCCUUGAGGUUCCAGGAUGUUCUUUUAAAUGGGUAACUGUUGAAGAGGCAUCAACCCAUUGGAAUAUUGCCGAGGAACAAGACCAGAAAUGUAAGAGUUGCGUUUCAAGCGGUGGUCUGUGUGGGUUUAAUAUUUCCGAUUUAAACCAGUUCCUUUGCUUUUGCGAGGAUGCACCCCAUCAAACCACAUGUUCAUCAGUCAUUGCAGGCAAUGCAGUCAAGAAGAAGAACUCAAAGAAGUCAAACUUAGGUCUUAUAAUAGGUGGUGUCAGUGGAGGCUUGGCUUUGUUGUUGAUAGGAGGAGGGUUCCUAAUAUGUAGAAACCCAAAACAGAGGAGGAGAAACCUUUCUCCGAGCCCAACUCUUAUUACAAAAGAGGUUGAAUAUAGCGCAAGCAGAGAUAUAGAAGCAGGGGUACAGCAGAAAAUAGGGAAUUUGACCAUUUUCUCCUAUGAAAUCCUAAAAUAUGCAACAAACAACUUCUCCGGGGACAAAAUUCUUGGGGAUGGUGGGUUUGGAUCUGUGUAUCUGGGAAAACUUCCUGAUGGGCGAGCAGUAGCUGUAAAAAGAAUGUAUCAGGACAACUACAGAAGGCACGACCAGUUUAUCAACGAAGUGCAGAUUCUAUCGUCUCUGCAACAUCCAAAUCUGGUAGGUCUCUAUGGCUGCACUUCUCCAGAGGGAAAAGAUCUGCUUCUUGUUUAUGAAUAUGUGAAAAACGGUACUGUGGCAGAUCAUCUCCACGGAGAAAAGAGAGGGAAAGGCUUAAAUUGGGAAAUACGUUUAAAAAUCAGUGUAGGAACAGCUCAUGCUUUGGCAUUUCUUCACAAACAAACCCCCCCUGUACUGCACAGAGAUGUGAAGACCACAAAUAUUCUUGUAGAUGAGUAUUUCAAGGCAAAAGUUGCAGAUUUUGGACUUUCCAGGUUUAUGCCUCUGAAUGUAACCCAUGUCUCAACUGCUCCGCAGGGCACUCCGGGGUACCUUGAUCCAGAAUACUAUGAAUGCUUUCAGCUCACAGAAAAAUCCGAUGUCUACAGCUUUGGUGUGGUUUUAGUGGAAUUGAUCUCCUCCAAGUUGGCUGUAGAUAUAAACAGGACUAGAAAGGAAAUUUCCCUGGCUAAUAUGGCUUUAACAAAGAUCACAGAAGGAGCUUUGCAAGAGCUUGUAGAUUCUAAUUUAGGCUUUGAUUUUGACAAUGAGGUAAGAUCAUCUAUCACAGCAGUUGCAGAGUUAGCCUUCAGAUGCCUCCAGGCCUCCAAGGAUGAUAGACCAGAUAUGAAAGAAGUUGUUGCCCAGCUUGACCAAAUAGACCAAAAUUGGGUGCAUGUGAAAAAUCCUGAUUCUCACACCUCUUUCGGUAGUGAUGGAGGAAAGAAAGUUCUUAGUGGUAUGGGCCCUCCCUCUCCCACUUCUGUUCAGGACAAGUGGCCAAGCACAAAAACCACACCCAACAACAGCGCGUAGUUAGUGUGCAUAUUUCAAAGAUAUUUUUUAAUUGCUUGAUAAUGUUUUCUUCUGUUUCUUUUAUGUAAUUAUAACAGUAUGGAUUUCUGCCAUGAGCAUGCCGUCCUGUAAUUAUAACAAAACAGAUUUUAGGCAUGUACCGACUAGGAUUGUAGUACUCUCUAUUAUAUACCCUGUUUACUGCUUCUUAUGAGCAUAAUUUGAAGCCAACGAAGUAAUAUAGGUUUUGUAUGGAUC